Molecule: messenger RNA, 4535 nt
Organism: Nycticebus coucang (slow loris)
Lineage: Eukaryota; Metazoa; Chordata; Mammalia; Primates; Lorisidae
Gene: ITGA3
Product: integrin subunit alpha 3
Exons: 25
Coding region: 137-3328 (1063 amino acids)
Biological process (GO): cell adhesion mediated by integrin; leukocyte migration; cell-matrix adhesion
Cellular component (GO): external side of plasma membrane; integrin complex
Molecular function (GO): integrin binding
Source: RefSeq, a predicted model, not a curated record
UGUUCUGCACUACUGGGCUCAAGGGCGCGGCAGUUCCAGUGUCCUCUGGCGGCGAGUGGAGCAGGUGAACAGGUCCUCACUCUCAGCUCCGAGCCCUCAGGCGCUCUCACCCGGGCCCCCGCUGCCUCUCGCAGUCAUGGGCCCCGGGCCCAAUCGCGCGCCUCACGCCCCGCGCCCGAUGCUCUGCGCACUCGCCUUGAUGGUGGCGGCCGGCUGCCGCGUCGCCUCCGCCUUCAACCUGGAUACGCGAUUCUUGGUGGUGAAGGAGGCCGAGAACCCGGGCAGCCUCUUUGGCUACUCGGUCGCCCUCCAUCGGCAGACGGAGCUUCAGCGGCGCUACCUGCUCCUGGCUGGUGCCCCCCGGGAGCUUGCUGUGCCCGAUGGCUAUACCAACCGGACCGGUGCCGUGUACCUGUGCCCACUCACUGCCCGCAAGGACGACUGUGAGCGUAUGGACAUCACAGAGAAAAGUGACCCUGGCCAUCACAUUAUUGAGGACAUGUGGCUCGGGGUGACAGUGGCCAGCCAGGGCCCUACAGGCAGAGUCCUGGUCUGUGCCCACCGCUACACUCAGGUGCUGUGGUCAGGGUCAGAGGACCAGCGGCGCAUGGUGGGCAAGUGCUAUGUGCGAGGCAACGACCUGAAGCUGGACCCUACUGACGACUGGCAGACUUACCACAAUGAGAUGUGCAACAGCAACACUGACUACCUGGAGACAGGCAUGUGCCAGCUGGGCACCAGCGGUGGCUUCACACAGAGCACCGUGUACUUCGGUGCCCCUGGUGCCUACAACUGGAAAGGAAACAGCUACAUGAUUCAACGGAAAGACUGGGAUUUAUCUGAGUAUAGUUAUAAGGACCCAGAGGACCAAGGAAACCUCUAUAUUGGGUACACGGUGCAGGUAGGGAGCGCCAUCCUGCACCCCACGGACAUCACCAUUGUGACAGGUGCCCCACGGCACCGACAUAUGGGUGCUGUCUUCUUGCUGAGCCAGGAGGCAGGCGGAGAUCUGCGGAGGAGACAGGUGCUGGAGGGCACGCAGGUGGGCGCCUAUUUUGGCAGCGCCAUUGCCCUAGCAGACCUGAACAAUGAUGGAUGGCAAGAUCUCCUGGUGGGCGCCCCCUAUUACUUUGACAGGAAAGAGGAAGUAGGAGGUGCCAUCUAUGUCUUCAUGAACCAGGCAGGCACCUCCUUCCCUACCGACCCCUCCCUCCUCCUUCAUGGCCCCAGUCGCUCUGCCUUCGGCUUCUCUGUGGCCAGCAUUGGUGACAUCAACCAGGAUGGAUUCCAGGAUAUUGCUGUAGGAGCUCCCUUUGAGGGCUUGGGCAGUGUGUACAUUUACCACAGCAGCUCCAGGGGGCUCCUCCGACAGCCUCAGCAGGUAAUCUACGGAGAGAAGCUGGGAUUGCCUGGCCUGGCCACCUUUGGCUACUCCCUGAGUGGGAAGAUGGACGUGGAUGAGAACUUCUAUCCAGACCUGCUAGUGGGGAGUCUGUCAGACCGCAUCGUGCUGCUGCGGGCCCGGCCUGUCAUUAACAUCGUCUACAGGACCUUGGUGGCCAGGCCAGCUGUCCUGGACCCUGCACUUUGCACAGCCACCUCCUGUGUGCAGGUGGAGCUGUGCUUUGCUUACAACCAGAGUGCUGGAAACCCCCACUACAGGCAAAACAUCACCCUGGCCUACACUCUGGAGGCUGACCGGGACCGCCGCCCACCCCGUCUCCGCUUUGCCAAGAGUCAGUCAGCUGUCUUCCAUGGAUUUUUCUCCAUGCCUGAGAUGCGCUGCCAGAAGCUAAAGCUGCUCCUGAUGGACAAUGUCCGUGACAAACUCCGGCCCAUCGUCAUCUCCAUGAACUAUUCUUUACCUCUGCCUAUGCCCGAUGGCCCCCAGCUGGGGCUGUGGUCCCUGGACUCCUACCCAGUCCUCAACCGGGCGCAGGCUCUGGAGAACCACACUGAGGUCCAUUUCCAGAAAGAAUGUGGGCCGGACAACAAGUGCGAGAGCAACUUGCAGAUGCGGGCGGCCUUCCUGUCGGAGCAGCUGCAGAGGCUGAGCAGGCUCCCAUACAGCAGAGACGUUCGGAAACUGUACCUGGGCAUCAACGUGACCAAUGCCCGGAGCUCGCAGAGGGCCGGGGAGGACGCCCACGAGGCGCUGCUCACCCUGGCGGUGCCUCCAGCGCUGCUGCUGUCCUCCGUGCGCCCGGCUGGGGCCUGCCAAGCUAACGAGACCAUCCUUUGUGAGCUGGGGAAUCCCUUCAAACGGAACCAGAAGAUGGAGCUGCUCAUCGCCUUUGAGGUCACUGGGGUGACCCUGAACACAAAGGACCUUCAGGUGCAGCUGCAGCUCUCUACGUCAAGUCACCAGGACAACCUGCAGCCCAUGACCCUGACUCUGCCAGUGGACUACACACUCCAGGCCUCACUCAGCAUGGUGAAUCACCGGCUACAAAGCUUCUUUGGAGGGACAGUGAUGGGCGAGUCUGGCAUGAAAACUGUAGAGGAUGUGGGAAGCCCCCUUAAGUAUGAAUUCCAGGUGGGCCCAAUAGGGGAGGGGCUAGCAGCCCUGGGGACCCUGGUCCUAGGCCUGGAGUGGCCCUAUGAAGUCACCAAUGGCAAGUGGCUGCUGUACCCCACGGAGAUCACUGUCCAUGGCAAUGGGUCCUGGCCCUGCCUGCCACCUGGAGACCUUAUCAACCCUCUCAACCUCACUCUCUCUGACCCUGGGGACAGGCCGCCAUCUCCACAGCGCAGGCGGCGACAGCUAGACCCAGGAGGAGGCCAGGGCCCCCAACCUGUCACUCUGGCUGCUGCAAAAAAAGCCAAAUCUGAGACUAUGCUGAACUGUGCCACUGGCCGCGCCCGCUGUGUGUGGCUAGAGUGCCCCAUUCCUGAUGCUCCUGUUGUCACCAAUGUGACUGUGAAGGCACGGGUGUGGAACAGCACAUUCAUUGAGGAUUAUAGGGACUUUGACCGAGUCAGGGUAGAUGGCUGGGCUACGCUCUUCCUCCGAACCAGUGUCCCUACCAUCAAUAUGGAGAACAAGACCACGUGGUUUUCUGUGGACAUUGACUCUGACCUGGUGGAGGAGCUGCCAGCUGAGAUCGAGCUGUGGCUGGUGCUUGUGGCCGUGGGUGCGGGGCUGCUGCUACUGGGCCUGGUCACCCUCCUGCUGUGGAAGUGUGACUUCUUUAAGCGGACUCGCUAUUACCGGAUCAUGCCCAAGUACCAUGCGGUACGGAUCCGUGAGGAGGAGCGUUAUCCACCUCCAGGGAGCACCCUGCCCACCAAGAAGCACUGGGUGACCAGCUGGCAGACUCGGGACUGAUACUACUGACAUCCUUCCUGUUCCAUCCUCCUCCUCCCCCAGUGUCCCCUUUCUUCCUAUUUAUCAUAAGUUAUGCCUCUGACAGUCCACGGGGGCACUGCCUUUGGCUGGCACCAGCAGGCUCAGGCACACACACCUCUUCAAGUGCAAGCUUGUGCUAUCUGGCCACAGGCAUUUCCCCGCAGCAGGGCUGGAGCUGUGGACCUAGCAAUGCCUGUGUCCUAGACACACGUGGGGCCCACUGCUUGUGGAUUGUGAUUAUGCACCAAGGAUGGUAUGUGGACAUGCCAUGUCUAGCCUCAGCCUGUGCCAAAACCAAGUCAAAGUCCGCCACCAGAGCCAGGAGGAAAAGGCCCCCAACGUGGUGACACCUCCCCCUUUCACACUGGAUCCAUCUUGAGCCACAGUCACUGGAUCGACUUUGCUGUCGGGAUAAAACUACUGACAAGGAGCAGCCCACUGGGCCCCCAGCUGCCGCUUAUCGACACCCAGAGAGCUGGGGGUCCUGCCAAAUGUUGUCCAGGAGGCAUUUGCAGGACCAGAUGUGCUCUGACCCAAGUGCGAAUGAAUUAGAAAGAAGGUCCCAGAAUGGCUUUCUUUUAUGGAUCUCUGUGAAGCCUUCCUUGGCCAUAGACUGAACUAGCAGGGAACGCAGCCUGAAGGAACAAAGGUAGACACAGCACUAGUAACCCAGACACACGGUGCUGGGACUGCCCUGGGAGCACGGUGGGCUCCUCCAGGGAGGGGAGGGGACGAAUCCUGGGCCAAACGGACAUUGGAAGGACGCAGAAGAGAUGCCACUGCUGACACACCACUACCAGCCAGCCUGGGAAGGCUCUGGAGAGACCCUACAAGACAACAGAGGGAGCGACACUUGAAUGUAGAACAGGGAGGAAGCCCUGUCCCUGCCCCAUCCAGCCAGCCCCUACUCUGGCCCCCGGACUGUGUGUUGGGGGCCUAGCAGUAGAAUUCUUGGCUACCCUUGGCUUUCAGAGCCAAUAUGGCUCGCUCUCCCCUAUGGGUUAUGUCUUAAGGCCCAUGCUAGAAGUUGAGACUGGUUCCAAAAAACCUCUUCUGACCUGUUGGCAGCCAACUCCCAGGACCCACCAUCUCUAUGGUACUGUAGCAAGGGGGGCUCCCUCCCCUUUCUGUGCCUUCUUUGUACAUAGGCUUCUCACAGUGACCAAUAAACAGCUCCCGGUUUGUA